UCAAAACAAAGUUACUGAACCGACUGGAUUUUCCUGGAAGAUUCUCAUCGUCGUCAGUCAUCAGUGUUAAUAUUCGGCACAACCUAACCUAGUCCUAGCGAUAAAACUUCCAAGACACGCGAAAUAGAUCAAGGUAAUUAGAUCUACUAUAAUCAAGUAAUUAAAGAUUCUUGUGUAUUCUUGAAGUAAUUGUCAUCAUUGAAAAUGUACAACGACCCUGAAGCAGGAGACCAUUACUUUCAGGAAGACUCCUUCUCUGAGAAAUCUAUCAGGCUUGGCUUCAUCAGGAAAGUCUAUGCUAUUCUGUGUCUUCAGAUUGGAAUCACAGCUGCCAUGAUAGCCCUGUUUAUUUAUGUGGAUCCAAUAAAAGAAUAUUCAAGAGAAAAUCCUUGGAUGUGGAUCCUGGCAUUUGUUAUGACCUUUGUGAUAAUUAUAGUGCUGGCUUGCUGCCCAGACUUUAGAAGAAAAACUCCCAUAAACAUGAUUCUUCUUAUUGCAUUUACUGUUUGUGAAGGAUUUUUAUUGGGCACUGUCUCCAGUCAUUACGACAGAGAUGAAGUUUUAAUGGCCAUUGGUAUUACUGCAGUUGUUUCUUUGGCUUUGACUAUUUUUGCAUUCCAGACAAAAUGGGACUUCACAAUGAUGGGAGGACUGUUGUUUGUGCUGGUCAUUGUGCUCUUCUGUUUUGGAUUUUUAGCCAUCUUCAUGCAUAAUAGAAUCGUGAAUCUAGUGUAUGCAUCACUUGGGGCUUUGAUCUUCUCAGCUUACUUGGUGUUUGAUACUCAGCUGAUGUUGGGAGGUAAACACAAGUACUCACUCUCUCCGGAAGAAUACAUCUUUGCUGCCCUCAACCUAUACCUGGACAUUGUGAACCUCUUCCUCUUCAUUCUGUCAAUCAUUGGGAGUGCCAAAGACUGACCAACUCAACCCUGAACUUAAGGAAACACAGAAUCUAAUCAUUGACUUUAUGCUUUGACUUACAAAGCCCACAACAUGAACUUACAUUUAAAACACAUUCAUUAACAGUAUGUAGUUUCAUGAGUUGAUCCAAUGUAUAGGAUCAACAUAACUAUUUUUAUUUCAUUAUAGUAAUGAGUUGAUUUCUUCACAUUUUUUUUUUUUGGUGCAUUGUUUUUUUUUAACUAUGAAUCCAGUCAUAAUCUUUACAUCUUCAGUUAUUAAUUGUCCAUUGGUAUUUGUAUUUAAAUCAAAUUCUUUCUUAAACUGGGGUACUAUUGUUUUACUUGCUCAUUAUAUAUAUAUAUAUAUAUAUUAUCAUUUACUAAUAAACUUUCUUCUACUCUGACCUUUAGAAUCUUUGUAAGAUAGUUACAUUUCAGAAUUUAUAAGAUUAAAACUUUUUCCUUUGUUGCUUUUUGUAAAUUGUGAGCUCAUUUUUUUUUCUGUUGAGCUUUAUAACAAUACUCCACUGCUUUCUUUUUUUUUUCUUUUUUUUUUUCUUUUUUUUUUUUUUUUUUGUAUUUAUUAAGUUUGGGCUUAAUGAUUUUUAGCCAAAUAAAAAUCUCUGUGUGUGUGUUUAGAUCAAGAUGACUUGAAAGCAAGGUUAUUGAUUCAUUAAUAAUUAAUCAUUAAUAAUAAGUUGCUCUAAUCAAAUCACGUAAGAUUGUUUUGUGAAAUUAUUUUUCUCCUUUAGGCUUUGUUAAAGAUACUUUAUACUAGUGAACCAAUAGAAUGGUUUAAAUAUAAAAGGAUAUUAAACCUUACAGAAUUGUUAAAAACAGCAGAAGUUGGAUAAAGCUUACUUUUUUUUUUUGGGAUCUAACUUAAUGCAUUUAUUAAAAUCAAAUUAAAAAUAACACUUUAAGCCACAGAAACAGAUGACCUUGACAUCUCUCCUCUCCUCCUCUAUAGACGAAAUGGGGGAACAACAUUUUCACUUAUUUUUCAUUGCUGAUCCAGUAUGGGCAAUUAGACUUAGAUCCUUUUAUACAAUUUUUGAACCAAUUCUAUGCUAAUUAAUUAUUUGAUUGCUUAGAAGAUCAGUCUUAUAUAUCUAAAAACAUAACAUUUAUUUCACUUUGUAUUUAUUCUUUAUUCUGAUUACAGAUGGCCUAUUAGCUUAUGAUGUCCAGUCCAUUUUAUUAAGAAAAAUUCAUGUCUAGAUAUUUUACAGCCAGUGUUGUAUAACCCUGUGAUAUUUUCCAGUUGAUAACAUUUGGUCCUGUUUCUGCUUGUUCUUGCUGUUGUAACUGUUAUGUUAGCUUGUUUUUUUUUUUUUUUAUUUUUAGUGCUAGUUUCUUGCAGUGUAUUUAACAAAGUCUCCAUCAGCAUGUCACAAUUAUAAUGUCAUUCAUUUGUUUGAUGUUCAUCUUAAGACUUGUCUUCAAAAAUCCCUAAAAUCAACAGGUAGAUUUUGUUGAGGGAAAAAGAUAACCAUAUUUAUUCUUCUACACAUAAUUACUGAAAGACUGCUAGAGUAUUUAUAGUUGUUUGAAUUGGACUUGGACUGUCUCAAAAAAUGUAUUGGGAGUGAAAAUGUCAAUGAAAAACAUAGAUAUCAGGUGUAUCUUGGCUUUUGAAUUUUUUGGUACACUCUUUACAUGCCCUGAGCUUACAGUUUUUCAAUGUCAAAUCAUUGAUGUGAAGUACAUUUGAUUGGCAGUUUGAUAUGGACUAGGUUGUGUCAUUUAUACCAUUUUCUAAGUUUUGAGUGAAUGUGUUAUUUUAGUAACACAUAAAUAUCAGGUGUAUCUUCGCUUUUGAAUUUUUUGGUACACUCUUUACAUGCUCUGAGCUUACAGUUUUUCAAUAUCAAAUCAUUGAUGUGAAGUACAUUUGAUUGGCAGUUUGAUAUUGACUAGGUUGUGUCAUUUACACCAUUUUCUAAGUUUUGAGUGAAUGUGUUACUUAUAUUAGUACUAUUUGAAGUAUUUGAGUGGUUCAUUCUUUACUGAUUUCAUUUCUUGACCAAAUGUUCUGUUGUUAUUGUUUGAUGUGUAGAGGCAAUAACACUGAGUCAAUUGACUCAUAAUUCUCCUUUGAAGAAAACUGUUAUUAAGAGAAAAAUCAGUUGUACUUAGCUUAGUUGUCAGUCAAAAUUAUGGAUUGGAUUUUUAAAGCAUUUCUUUACUUGAAGAAGGUUUAAGUCAUAGCUAGUUUGUAUAUAGUAUGUAUACAUCUGUAGAUUGCUAUAAUUUCUAAAACAACAUACAGAAAAAUAUUAAGACAGUUUAAUUAUUGUAUAGACUUUUCAGAAUGCUUUGGCCUAAAUUGUGCUGAUAUGCCCAAAAUCCAAAUAUCAUAGCUAUCACUAAAAAUACUUUUUUCCCAAGUAAUGAUUGCUACUUAUCCAUCUUGCAUUCACCUGUAUUAUAAAUUUGUUUCACAUUUUAAAAUUUAAAAAAAUUAAAUAUUCUCAAUUAUAGGUGGUUGAAAGAUAUUUUUUCAAAACUUUUCAGCUGUUUUUUUUUUUUUUUUAACCUAUUUUUCUUUUAACUUUGUUGUCUUAAAAGUAUGUUUUAUUCAAAGUGUAGUAAAUAGGAUUUUCAGUGAAAUAAAACCAAUGAUCUGAAAGAUACUUUGUAGAACAAAAACCUAUUUCAACUGUGAGGGAAAAUUAUUUAUGGACAUAAAAUUUAUCUUAUGUGAUGAUUUUGUAUUUGUCAUAUAAUUUAAAUAAAACUUUCUAACUAAAA
This is a messenger RNA of Biomphalaria glabrata, 3656 nucleotides long. Its product is annotated as protein lifeguard 1-like. Lineage: Eukaryota; Metazoa; Mollusca; Gastropoda; Planorbidae. The record is from RefSeq and is a predicted model, not a curated record. The coding region runs from base 205 to 918 and encodes 237 amino acids. The transcript is spliced from 11 exons. Gene Ontology annotation, cellular component: membrane.